GCGGCGAUAAGGACUGACCGGAGGAGGAGCUCCAGCUGUGUGUCACCGAUGAUUCACGGAGGCUGAGUUAACGGGAGAUGAGCGGCGGAGGCCGAACAGAGAGCACCAUGAUGGGACGGAACACGGUCCGACUGUGGCUGACAUGGGUUUGCGUGGUGCAGACGUCUGGGAUGUUGUCUCAUGUGGAGCGAUACGAGGUGGUCAGGCCUCAGAGACUUCAGGGGAGGCAGAGGAGGAGCCUGCAGGAGAGCCAGCUCUAUCCUGACACGGUUCAGUACCAGUUGGCCAUUGAAGGGACAAACCACACCAUUCAUCUGGAAAAAAACGGAAAUCUCAUUGGGAGAGGCUUCACUGAGACACGUUAUUCAGAGGAUGGCAAACGGGUGACGACAUCACCAGACGCUGACCACUGCUACUAUCACGGUCAUGUCGAGGGCGUGAAGGACUCUUCAGUCAGCGUUGGGAUUUGUUCAGGCAUUAGCGGCUUUGUGAGAGCCCGGCAGCAGGUUUACCUGAUCGAGCCUCUGGGACAGUCUGACGAUGGUGAUCAUGCAGUUUACAGACGGGAGCACCUGAAGAUCAGCGGCAGCCCCGGCUGUGGCUCCUCCUCUAACACCACCACGCCGUACGACCAGGAGCAGGCCCAGCGCCCUCCGCUCUCUGGCCUCUUCAGGUCCAGGUCAUGGAAAACUAAACCCAUCGCAGGUCCACAGAGGUUUGUCGAGCUGGUUGUGGUGGUGGACAAUGCUGAGUAUAAACGAUAUGGCAGCGAGACUAAAUCCCGUGUUCUUGGAGUUAUGAAUCACGUUGACAAGCUGUAUCGACCUCUAAACAUUCGCAUCAUCCUGGUGGGCUUGGAGAUUUGGACGUACAAAGACUACAUUGACGUUGACAUUAAAUCAGAGACGACUCUGGACCACUUCCUGCUGUGGAGACAAGAAGAUCUUUUGAAGAGGAUGAAGCACGACAAUGCCCAAUUUGUGACUGGCACAGAUUUUGAAGGAGACACAGUCGGACUGGCAAAUAAGUUUGCCAUGUGCACUGGAAACUCAGGUGGAGUCAACCAGGAUCACCAUGACAACCCAGUAGGCCUCGCCUCCACCAUCGCUCAUGAGAUGGGACACAAUUUCGGCCUGUCGCAUGAUGGUUUCAGUUGUACGUGUGGUCCGUCUUACAGUGGGAACUGUGUGAUGGCAGAAAAGCUCAGGACAGGAAAUGAAGCUUUCCCGGAGUUUUUCAGCACCUGCAGUGUGGAGCAGCUCGCUGAAUUCAUGGAACGAGCUCGGCCCAGCUGCUUGUCAAAACCCAGUUCCGUUAGGACCAUUGCUCCGGGACCUGGCUGCGGCAACGCCCUGCUGGACCCUGGAGAGGAGUGCGACUGUGGCACUGUGGAGGAAUGCACGAAUCCUUGUUGUGAUGCCUCAACUUGUCGCCUGACUGAAGGAUCCCAGUGUGCUCAUGGACAAUGCUGUGACAACUGCCAGCUCCAACUGGCUGGAAGUGUGUGCAGAAAGUCAGCAGGUGACUGUGACCUGCCUGAAUACUGCACCGGAGCGUCAGAGGAUUGUCCCGAAGACAGCUUUGAGAUGAACGGCAAGCCCUGCUACGACCGGGUGCAGGGCUACUGCCACAACGGACAAUGCCCGUCUCAUGAGCAGCACUGCUGGAGGCUGUUUGGACAAGGGGCCAUAGUUGGACCAGAUCUGUGUUUUAACCUGAACAAACGGGGCGAAGAAGGUGCCAACUGUGGGAGGACCAAAUUUGGCUACACCCCCUGUUCUGCACAGAACCUUAUGUGUGGAUCUAUAUUUUGCGGAGGAGGCGGCGAGUCCAUCACAGGUAAAGGGGCAUCCUACACUGUGUACAAGAUCGAGUGUAAACUAGCUGUGGAGGACGACAAGACCAGAAACAUGGACAUGGUGCCAAACGGAACCAAAUGUGGACCAAAUAAGGUUUGCCUCGGCAACAGAUGUGUGGACAUGUCUGUUUAUGGGAAGAAGGAGGAUUGUGAGAAGAAAUGCAACAACAAUGGGGUGUGUAAUCACAAGAACGAGUGCCACUGUAAUCCUGGCUGGGCUCCACCGUACUGCGACAUCCAGUAUGCAGACUUACCUCAAGGUCAGAUUGGGAUAAUAGCCGGUGUGUGUGCAACUGUCUCCAUCCUGGUGGUGAUCACUGCGGUGACUGCAGGGCUGAUGUGCUGCAGAAAGGACAACAUGGACAACUACAUCUCCAAAAGGAAAGUGCAUUCAGCCCCCGACAAGCUGAACCCGAUGUUCCAGGAGUCGAGUGUUAAAGACAGACCUCAGAUCAGUCAGCCCACUUUCAUGGAGUCAACAGCAACACAAGCCUGCACUCCUCUGAUGGUUCGUGUGAGUCCCUGCAGAGCUGCUCCACAGCCACCAAAGUCAGAGUGUGUGACCUCACAAACUGAGCCGACAAAACCUCUACCUCCAUCUAAACCUUUACCUUCGCUGAGUAACACACAGUAUACGGCAGUCAAACCAAAUCCUCCUCCUGUACCUCCAGUCAAGCCCAGUCCUCCCACUGUACCCCGAGUCAAACCCAGUCCUCCUCCUGUACCUCCAGUCAAGCCCAGUCCUCCUCCUCUGCCCCCAGUGAAGCCACACGUUGUGCGACUCACAUGAAAAUCUCAUCAGAAGUAUCAGGUUGAACCAAAGCUGCAGACGUCCAGCGUGGAGUUACAGAGAGUGAGAUCCUCUCUGGGAUCAUGUGUGUGAGUCACAGAGGUGGAAGACUUUGGAAAACUUUACUCUUUGUCUUAAAGAUGGCCUCAGUGAGCGCAGCUUCACCGGCUGAGAAUGUCUUUGAUGACCGACAGCAUCACAGCUGCUGUGGAAAACUGAUUUUGGGGCAAACUGCUGUAACUGCUGCUGCAGUUGUUGUGUGUUCGUUUAACUUGUCUCAUUACAGCGUGACCAAAGUGGUGCUCACAUGAAAAUGUACUUAAUAUUUAUUUAAUGUCUUUUUAAGGGACUGUAUGAAAAUUAUUAUAGUUUGAUGUAUUAUUCCUUGAAGGGGGGGUAGGUUUUGGGGGGCUGCACCACAGAGCCAGAUUUCAACGCCAGAGUUUUCCAUGUUACAAAGGUGACUCUCUUAAAACCGGGCUAGAUCGUCAUGGUAACAUACGCUGCAUACCUAACCUGGUCUGGUCUGGACCAGUUUAUGUUCAGAGUUUGGGCUUCAUUGGACAAACAAGCAUCUUUCACUAAUCAGCUCCUUUGGAAAUGACAUCACUCGACAGUCACCAGCCAGUCUUUGAGUGAUUGAGAUUCUCAGCUGAGGGAAAACGUUAUAAAUACAAACCUGUUGAGUCGUAACGUUACGUUAAAGCCGUGCAAACAGGCGACAGUUCAGCAAACUGUCUGCAUCCAGUUGCCACGGGAACAAACGUGCAUGCAGGUUGUGAUGCAGAACAUCUGAACAAGAAUGUUGUUUUAUUUUAUUUGUUGCUCUCAUUGAAUACUGAGUGUGUCUGUCAUGUUGUCUGGUCCGCUCGCCAACUCAGGAAGCACAAGGAGCCUUCUAUAAAGUCACAGGUAGAGUUAUAUAUUGAUCGUUCACUAUGUUAUCGAUCAGGAUGAGUUUUACUUGUGUUUAAUUCCUUCAAACCAUUCGAUAACACGACCACGUUGGGUUAUGUUUUUAUGCUCGGUCCUGAUUUGCUGAAGUCGGUUUCACACUGCUGGUACAUCACAGCUAACAGAACCUGAACUAGAACAUUGAUUAUAUUAGUCUGAUGGUACUGAUCACAGAUGAUAUUCAAUCAGUAUAAUUCAGUUCCCUUUGAUUUGGCCAAAAGCUAAAGUGAUUUCCACGUCUCCUUCAGUGUGAGACAGCGUCAGUCCCUUAAUGCAGUUCUUGAGUUAAACGUUUAAAUCUGCUGCGUAAAGUUUAACGUUUAAGAGCUGUUGAAUGUGCAGCUGUCACCUUAGAAAUAAACAGAGCGGUGACAUGAACGCAUUAACGUAGAAUUUUACAUAAUUAGUCAUUUCCUGCCAGCGUUCGUUUCUCACCUUACUCGCAGUGACAGAGUCGCUUCUCGCUGUCUUGUCAUAUUCUUCAUAGGCAAACGUAGAUGGUUCACGAUAGGUUCAUGUUGCGUUAUGGUGUGGUCAGAAUACCGUAAAACUUCAAGUAAUAGCCUCGUCCCAAUUAAAUGCACAGUCCCUUUUUCUAGCCCAGUGUGGCUACACAUUCUGACAUAUAAAGGCCUGUCUCCAUUAGAGGCCUGUCUCCAUUAGAGGCCUGUCUCCAUUAGAGGCCCGUCUCCAUUAGAGGCCUGGGCUGGUUACCAAGCAGUUUAAUUUUUUUAUAGAAGUUCUUUAGACGUAUAAAACUGGGUCGUUGGCUCCCUCAAAUUAUGUGUCGACUCCUUGAGUUACUCAUAUUCCAUUAGUCUGCAUGGGUCCUCAGAUCAAAAGAAACAAAAGUGUUUUUCAUGAAAACUAAUCCAAGUUGUGAGGAUGGUUUUAACAUGAUAAAGUGCUGUUGUGUCGGUGUGCCGGGCAACGUAACCCUCAAAUGGCGUGACUCACAGCUUCUCUCCGACGGGCUGUCUGCUGUCGGAGCCACAUCAAAUAAAUGAUUCAUAAUUGACAUGUUAUUGGAAGCCUAAUUUUUUAACAAGUAAUAUUCAAACUGGUUUAAACAAACAAUUUGAUUCGUUUUGUGUGAAAGACAUUAAAGGCCUGUCCCAAAUAUAGGCCUGUUGAUUUAAGCAAAUAAUAGCCCGGGCUGUUGAUUGAAGUUUUAUGGUAUGCACCAAAUGCCCUGUCUUAUGAGACAAUACAGAGCCAAAAGAAGAAAGCCUGAGUUAAGUGAAGAAGUUCAUAACCACCGUCAUGUUGCCUGUUACCUCUGACGGGGGCAUCAGGGUUUGUCGCGCCAGCUAAUGCAAAGAAAGCUUGACUCUGUUGAAUUAGUUUCAUGGUGCACCUCUUUGAGGAGGUGUUUUUACAUUUUUCUAAUCUCAGAAAUAUUAUACUUGUUAGUCUGUUGGCUGUCUGGUGCUGAGCAGGUCGUGCACUGUGGCUUUUUACAUCUUAGUUUUUCCUGUAAACGAUGCUGUGAGAGCCGUGAGAAUGAAGCAGAGCAGUGAAGUAGUCAGACAGAUGAACAAUGAGCUAAAACUUGAUCUAAAGUGGAGCUGCAGAUUCAGCUGAUAAUUAUCCCUCCUUCCACAGUGUCAUCUCAAACACUGCUAUUAUUAUAAAAAUAACAAUCGUAGCCGCUUAAAGUUUUUAGGCAGGAGGUCGCAGCAGUUUUUGUCAAAGCCGUCUCUCUCUAAUAAUUUCUGUACAGUCCCUAAACUGUGACCAAAGCCAGUCUGCCUUCAUUUUGCAUUGUACUUGAAAACCUCUGAAUGGUACACACAGUGUUCAGAUGAGCUGUGUGAGUUACUGUGGUUCAGCUUCAAACAUUUACACACUCCUUUGUUUGUCUCCAGUCCUGAGGGAGGUGUGUGACCGAGCCUCAAGGAACAAGUCACUUUUAUCUUUCCAUGUCAGCAGUCACAGGGUUUUCUACCUUGUUUGUUAAAUUAUAAAUCAGAGGCACCAUCACUGAUCAGUCGUAAAAUCUCAGUUUGUGCGAUCGCAAUGGUUUCAAUCUGUCACGUUAUUGAAUGUAAAAACUGAAUGAACUCCUGAGAUGCCUUUGUGUCAACAGAUGAAGUGCACUUUAUUUAAAAAAGUAUCCGCUGUGUUUCCUCAGAGGUUUAUUAUGGGUAUUAAAUAAUGAUUAAACACUUUUCUCAGUUA
Messenger RNA from Epinephelus moara (kelp grouper), 5783 nucleotides. It is a transcript of the gene adam8b, whose product is annotated as ADAM metallopeptidase domain 8b. Gene Ontology annotation, molecular function: cell adhesion molecule binding; metalloendopeptidase activity. The record is from RefSeq and is a predicted model, not a curated record. Bases 78 to 2648 code for a protein of 856 amino acids. NCBI's taxonomy places the organism in Eukaryota, Metazoa, Chordata, Actinopteri, Perciformes, Serranidae. Gene Ontology annotation, biological process: regulation of cell-cell adhesion; proteolysis; positive regulation of cellular extravasation. The transcript has 23 exons.